UUUGCAUACUGGUGCCGAAAAGCACUGUGGGAUGUCAACAUGGCUGCCUCCAGUAGAAAUCUGUUGGCCUGGGGGGCCAAUAGUUUUGGGCAGUUGGCAUUGGGGCACACGCGAGACUGCCUUAUUCCAGAAGUGGUUGACCAUCCACCAGAAGGGAUCAAAUUGCUCGCUGGCGGAGCAGGGCAUACUGCUUUAUUGACAGAGAGCGGCAAGGUGUUCAUGUGUGGUAGCAAUUUUAAGGGCCAGCUGGGAUUGGGCCACACACAGAACAUGCACCGGCUGGUUGAGGUGCCCGAGCUCCCAUGCAUUGCCAAGGUCGCAUGUGGCUGGGACCACACGCUAGCAAUAACAGAUAAAGGACAUUUGUUCUCUUGGGGGUCUAACAUGUUUGGCCAGCUUGCCCAUACAGCUAGGAGGCCUGCCAGAAUUACGGCCUUUCCGUCAGGGCACGCAGUCAUUGACAUUGCGGCUGGCCUGAGGCACUCGCUGGCUGUCACCAAGGACGGCCGCGUCUGGUCCUGGGGGAGUGGGGUCAAGGGUCAGCUGGGUCGGUUUGACCAACAGGCCCAGGCAGGAGCCCAGGCAGGGGCGGAGUCACGUGCAGUGCCAGAAAAAUCAGAGCAACCACAACCAGUCAACUUUGAUGGGGACAAGGUCAAGAUAAUACAAGUUGCAGCUGGGGCCAACCACAGUGUGGCAUUAUCUGAUGAAGGGAUCAUCUACGUGUGGGGGGAGAACAAACGAGGGCAGCUGGGUGAGGAACCGUCAUCAGAGAGUGUUGCCAAGGCAGACACAAGUCCCCUCCCUAAGGCCCUGGACAGAGAGUUCUUUGGUGGGCGGUCAGUGCAGAGGAUACACUCAGGAUGGACCCACAUGAUUGCAGUUCUGGAUGACAGAACCAUAGUCGCGUGGGGACGGAAUGACUACGGCCAGCUGGGCUGCCCGGCGAAACCUGAUGAUGGGGAUGAUGAGGAGGAGGCUGAUGAGGGAACCAGUGAAGGCAACGGGGAGAGGAGUACCAACAGAUACAGCUGCACCCCGGUUGAGGUGCCUGUCCUCCAAGGCUGUAGGCAGAUUGUGUGCGGGGCUGAACACAACCUGGCUAUAACAGAGGACCAAGUUCUGCUGGCCUGGGGCUGGAAUGAGCACGGCAUGUGCGGGGACGCCCGGGUCAUUGAUGUCCACACACCCAAGAAGGUGGACACCCGUGUGGGUGGGAAACCAGUACUAAUUGGGUCUGGCGCCGGCCACUGCCUGGCGCUGUGUGAGUAGGGGGCCCCUGACCAGGUUGCUUGCUGGUUUUUAUGUUCGAGGGCUGUGCGGAGUUGAGGGACCAUGCCAACAUUCCCGAGUUUGGCCUGUGCGGUUCUGUGAGUAAUGCACGACGACAUCCGUUGUCUUCCCUACUUCUGCUUGUACUGCCAAAAAUGUUACACAAUUUUUAAAUGCAAAACACCUGUACCACAGAUUGUAUCUACUAAAACCCUGAACCUCCCAGACCCUGCAAAAUCCACUGGAAGUUGUAGACUUUCUAGGAUUUUUGUGGAAAGUAAAAUCAGUUGCAUUCCAUUGUAUCUGAUUUGAUGCUGUUGAAAGUGUAAGGAAUGUGUCCUGGGAUUCUGCACAAUGGAGGAUUUUGGAGGAUUUAAAAAGGUGCCCAACCGAAAUGCACAGGUAGUAAGGGUCAGUGGACAUAUACAAAUGGGAUACUCUGUUUGUUGGUUAUACUAAAUGCCGAAACACCUUGAGGACCCAUAUGGUGCAGAGAACAGUUUUUAAUAAGAGAACAAUGUGUCUUACUCCAGUUAAGUGAAGUCACUUGCAUGAAAGAGAGGUGUGUGCCCAGACUUUGCCAUGAGGUUCCAAACACACUCCACAAAAACCAAUUGUUGGUUGUAUGCAGUGAAUUCACCUUUAGCAGCCUGUUUCGGGGAGCCAUUUCGCCUGAGGUUAUGUGAAACUCCUUUUCUUUUUCAGACAUAUUUGUUCCGUUUCAUAUUAAUUCAUCAUGUUAUCUUUCGCUUUCCUGGUUGGUACAAGUAGCUGUGGUGGAAGGCAAUGAAAAU
Molecule: messenger RNA, 2066 nt
Organism: Acanthaster planci (crown-of-thorns starfish)
Lineage: Eukaryota; Metazoa; Echinodermata; Asteroidea; Valvatida; Acanthasteridae
Gene: sergef
Product: secretion regulating guanine nucleotide exchange factor
Source: RefSeq, a predicted model, not a curated record